Molecule: messenger RNA, 1704 nt
Organism: Lachancea thermotolerans CBS 6340
Lineage: Eukaryota; Fungi; Ascomycota; Saccharomycetes; Saccharomycetales; Saccharomycetaceae
Product: sugar porter family MFS transporter
Exons: 1
Coding region: 1-1704 (567 amino acids)
Biological process (GO): transmembrane transport; carbohydrate transport
Cellular component (GO): plasma membrane
Molecular function (GO): carbohydrate:proton symporter activity
Source: RefSeq, a predicted model, not a curated record
AUGAGCUCAUCUCCUGAAAUUGGACCCUCUAAGAGCGUGUCCGACGACCAAGGGUCGCACAAUUCUAAUGUCAUGAACGCCCCAGCUCCAAAGCUGAACAGAGAGGAAAGUCAUGACGAGAUCGACGCCUUGAAGAAGGAUGCCGAGCAGCAGCUGGCCAGCAAAGGCUCUAGUGACUUCGUGUUCGUCAGUAUGUGCUGUCUCAUGGUUGCUUUCGGUGGUUUCGUCUUCGGCUGGGAUACCGGUACCAUUUCCGGUUUCGUUCAGCAGACCGACUUCUUGCGCAGAUUCGGCCAAAAGCACAGCGAUGGUACCCACUACUUGUCUAACGUCAGAACUGGUUUGAUUGUCGCUAUUUUCAACAUCGGUUGUGCUAUCGGUGGUAUUGUCCUGGGUAAGCUUGGUGAGGUCUACGGCCGUCGUCUAGGUUUGACCAUUGUCGUUAUUAUUUACUCCGUCGGUAUUAUCAUCCAAAUCGCUUCUAUUGACAAAUGGUACCAGUACUUUAUCGGCAGAAUUAUCUCCGGUCUAGGUGUUGGUGCCAUCACCAUUCUAUCUCCUAUGUUGAUUUCCGAGGUCUCUCCUAAGCACUUGAGAGGUACUUUGGUGUCUUGCUACCAAUUUAUGGUUACAGGUGGUAUUUUCUUGGGUUACUGUACUAACUACGGUACUAAGAGAUACAGCAACUCUGUCCAAUGGAGAGUUCCUUUGGGUUUGUGUUUCGCCUGGGCUUUGUUCAUGAUUGGCGGUAUGGUUUUUGUGCCAGAAUCCCCACGUUUCUUGGUUGAAGCCGGUAGACUCGAGGAAGCCAGACGCUCUUUGGCUCGUGUCAACAAGGCUAGCUUGGAGGACGCUGUCGUCACCUUGGAAUUGGAGAACAUUGAAGCAAGUGUCGAGGCCGAGAAAAUGGCUGGCAAGGCUUCUUGGGCCGAACUUAUCACCGGUAAGCCUCAAAUGUUCAAGCGUACAUUGAACGGUAUUAUUAUCAUGUCCUUGCAGCAAUUGACUGGUGACAACUACUUCUUCUACUACGGUACUACUAUUUUCAAGGCUGUCGGUAUGACUGACUCUUUCGAAACUGCUAUUGUCUUUGGUGUCGUGAACUUCUUCUGUACCUCGCUGUCUUUGUACACUGUCGACAGAUUCGGUCGUCGUAACUGUCUGAUCUACGGUGCUAUUGGUAUGGUUGCUUGUUACGUUGUCUACGCUUCUGUCGGUGUCACUAGACUUUACCCAGAAGGCGCUAACCACCCUGAUAUCUCCUCCAAGGGUGCUGGUAACUGUUUGAUUGUCUUCGCAUGUUUCUACAUCUUCUGUUUCGCCACCACCUGGGCCCCUAUCGCUUACGUCUUGAUCUCUGAGACUUACCCUCUGAGAGUUAAGGGUAAGGCCAUGUCUAUUGCCUCCGCGUGCAACUGGAUCUGGGGUUUCUUGAUCGCUUUCUUCACUCCAUUCAUCACCUCUGCCAUCAACUUCUACUACGGUUACGUUUUCAUGGGGUGCAUGGUUUUCGCCAUCUUCUACGUUUUCUUCUUCAUCCCAGAGACCAAGGGUCUGACUUUGGAAGAAGUCAACGACAUGUACGCCGAGGGUGUUUUGCCAUGGAAGUCUGCUUCUUGGGUCCCAGCCUCUAGAAGAGGCGCCGAUUACAACGCCGACGACUUGAUGCAUGACGACAAGCCAUGGUACAAGAGAUUUUUCUAA